Dryobates pubescens (Downy woodpecker) is the source of this 8406-nucleotide messenger RNA. RefSeq names its product collagen type VII alpha 1 chain (gene COL7A1). The coding region runs from base 1 to 8406 and encodes 2801 amino acids. Gene Ontology annotation, molecular function: serine-type endopeptidase inhibitor activity; protein binding. The record is from RefSeq and is a predicted model, not a curated record. The transcript has 106 exons. Lineage: Eukaryota; Metazoa; Chordata; Aves; Piciformes; Picidae.
AUGCUACCCAGGGUGGAGUUCCCCUUCUCCCAGCACACUGAUGGCGCCAGCGUCCAGAGGGCCAUCCAGCAGCUGAGCUACAAGGGCGGCAACACGCGGACUGGUGCUGGUUUCCGCUUUGUUGCUGACAACUUCUUUGGCCCCACGCAGCUCCGGCCUGGGGUCCCUCAGAUCUGCAUCCUCAUCACUGAUGGCAAGUCCCAGGAUGAUGCUGAGGGGGCAGCAGCAAAGCUGAAGAGACAGGGCAUCAAGGUCUUUGCUGUGGGGAUCAAGAAUGCCGACCAUAAGGAGCUGAUGCGUGUGGCCUCUUUGCCUACUGAUGCCUUCUUCUUCUACGUUGGUGACUUCAAGCUGCUGGGGACACUGGUGCCACUGAUGACACGCAGGGUGUGCACAAGCAUUGGAGGCACUCUGCACCACCUGGAUGGGCCAAGCCACACCGGCCCCUCCAACCUGGAGAUCCUGGAGCAGGGCCUUGACCAGCUGUUGAUCCGCUGGACAGCAGCCAGUGGCCCUGUCACUGGUUACCGGGUGCAGUACGUGCCGCUGACGGGGCUGGGGCAGCCAAUUGUGGCAGAGAGACAGGAGGUGAGCCUAGGACCACGGGAAAUGAGCACUACGCUGCGGGGGCUGCGCGCAGGGACGGAGUACCUGGUCACCGUCACUGCCCAGUAUGCCAACAGCAUUGGCGAGUCAGUGUCCAGCCGAGCACGCACCCAGAGCCGUGCCAGCUCUGUAACGAAUUUCCAUGUGGUAGAGACUGGACCGACCUUCCUGCGGCUAGCCUGGCAGCCCAGCCCUGAGCCCCUACAGGGCUACAGCCUCACCUAUUCUGUGCAAGGAGCAACCCAGGGGGAGGAGAAGAGACUGGGGCCCAGUGCACAGUCAGUCAUGCUGAGCAACCUGCGGCCCGAUACCGAGUACGUGGUGACACUCCAGCCCCACCGCUUGCAGCAGCCAACUGCCCCUGCUACUCUCACCACCCGGACACAAGGGAUGCAGUAUGAUGUGAUCUCCCAGCUCUUACAUAGCCCUUAUGGAAGUGUAUUCACUGAAGCUUUCCCCAGGGCGCCUGAUGGGUGUGCAGCACUUGGCUGUCCACAACGUCUCGGCACACAGCAUGCUGCUGGCCUGGCAGCCUGUCAGUGGUGCCACUGGCUACCGGCUCUCCUGGGCGACCCUCACAGGCACAGGGUGGACCUGGAUGCUGGGAAGACAUCACAUCCAGUGGGGGGGCUGCAGCCCAACACCAACUACGUGGUGACGGUGGCUCCGCUUUUUGGACAGCUGGAGGGGCCCACGGCCACAGUGCGGCAGAGGACAGAGGAAGGUGUGGAGCAGAUGCUGCAGACCAACAUCCUGGGCCCCACAUCCAUCCAAGUGAUCUGGACUGGCGCCCGUGAUGCCCGUGGCUACCGUCUGGAGUGGAAGAGAGCCACAGGACUGGAGCCCCCCAGGACAGUGUCACUCCCCAGCAAUGCCAACGCCUACCAGCUGACAGGGCUGCAGCCAGGCACUGAGUACCGCAUCACCCUUUACACACUCUAUGAUGGCAGAGAGGUGGCCACCCCUGUUACUACCUUCCAGACAGGUGUGGAGGUGCCCCUGGGCACUGUGUCGAACCUGCGGCUCACUGAGGAGUCAGGCAGGCGGGUGCGGCUGGGCUGGACUGGUGUCCCUGGUGCCACUGAGUACAAAGUGGUGGUGCGCAACAACCAGGAUGGCACAGAGAGGACAAGGCGUGUUCCGAGCAGCCAGACUGGGCUGGAGCUGAGUGACCUCCGUGAGGGCAUCACCUACCUGGUGCGUGUCUCCGCGCUGGCAGGCGGCCGGGAGGGCAGCGCCACCACGCUCACCGUCCGCCUCAAGUAUCCGGCAGUGGGCAAUGUCUCGGAGCUGCGGGUGACGGAGGCCGGUCCCAGCCAGCUGCGAGUCACCUGGCAAGGGCUGCCAGGUGCCGGGGGGUACCUGCUGACAUGGCGAGGCAGCGAUGGCCUGGAGCAAUCCCGCUUCCUCCCUGCUGACCCCACUGCUUUCACUAUCGAGGGGCUGCGCGCAGGCACCAUUUACACUGUUGGUGUCUCGGCCAUUGUGGAUGGCCGCGAGGGCAGGCCCAUCACCGCCACAGGGCGGACAGCACCUGAGCAGGUGGGGACGGUGUCCCAGCUGGAGGUGCAGGAGUCCAGAAGCAACAUUGCCCGUGUCACCUGGGUUGGUGUGCCAGGAGCAACUGCCUACCGCGUGGUCUGGAGCCGCACAGAUGGGGGCUCGGAAAGCAGCCGGCGGGUUCCUGGCCACACUAGCUCCUUUGACAUCCCUGACCUGGAGGGCGGUGUCUCCUACACCGUGAAGGUGACAGCUCUCAUUGGCAACCGGGAGGGCAACCCUGUUUCCAUCAUCGUCACUACCCCGGAGGCAGCACCACCACCCCCUGUUAGAAGCUUCCGUGUGACAGAGGCCUCUGAGCGCCGCCUGCUCCUGGCCUGGGUGCCUGCAGCUGGCAGUGCUGGGUAUCGUCUGGUUUGGCGCCUGGCUGAGGGAGGGCCCCAGCACAGCCAGCAGCUCCCAGGCACUGCCAGCUCCUAUGACCUGGCAGGGCUAGAGCCAGGCCGGCGCUACCACAUCAGCAUCACCAGCUUGGCUGGCAGCCGGGAGAGUGAGCCAGCCACUGUCACUGCUGUCACUGCAGCUGCCCCAGUCCGUGUCACCAACCUGCGUGUGACAGAGGUGCGGAGAGACUCAGUGAUGCUCACCUGGACCUCUGUCCCUGGUGCCUCCAGCUACAUUCUCUCAUGGAGCCCCCCUGCAGCUGGUGGGGAGACAAGGAGGACGGUGCCUGGUACUGCCAGCUCCCAGCAGGUCUCUGGGCUGCGCCUGGGCCAGAGCUACACCUUCACCCUCCGCCCGCUCCUGGGGAGUGUGCCAGGCGCUGAGACCUCGGUCAGUGAGCGCACAGUCUGCAGGGAUGCCCGUGGUGACAUCGUCUUCCUGGUGCACGGCACCCGUGACAGUUCCUCUGGUGCUGAUGCCAUCCGCGCCCUCCUUUCCAACACCGUGUCCUCCCUGGGGCGCCUGGGCCCGGAAGGCACACAGGUGGCUCUGGCCACAUACAGCUACCGCAGCCUGCCCUGGCUGCUCCUCAACCGCUCCAGCGACCUGCCUGCCGUGCUGGAGCAGAUCCGCACCAUGCGCUAUGAGGAGCCCAGCGGCAACGCCAUUGGGGCAGCCAUAACCUUUGCCAGGACUUAUCUGCUGAGCCCCAAUGCAGGGCGCCGGCCCAGUGUGCCAGCGGUGCUGGUGGUCCUGGUCGAUGGCCCUUCCGGGGAUGAUGCCAUUGCUGCAGCCAGAGAUGUUAAAGCUGGGGGGGUCCAGGUGCUAGCAGUGGGUUUGGAGGGGGCAGACCAGGAGCAGCUCCGGCGCAUGGUCACUGGCGAGGACCCACGGUACAUCUACCAUGGUGGCAGCACCUUAGCAGAGCUGGAGGGAGAGCUCACUGAUGACCUCUGCACCAUCAUCUCCACCAGGCCGGAGCCGGAGCCAAAGCCCUGCACCGUGCAAUGCCCCAGGGGUGAGAAGGGAGAACGUGGUGAGGCAGGACCACAAGGACGACCAGGGCCACCAGGCCUCCCUGGCGAGCCGGGCCGUCAUGGGCCGCCUGGCCCUCCCGGACCCCCGGGGCCACGGACUGUGCCAGGGGAGACCAUCGAGCGGCCAGGCAAGAAGGGGGACAGGGGGCCGCGGGGGCCGACAGGGCUUUCUGGCCCGAAGGGGGAGAAAGGAGAGCCGGGAGAGCCCAGCGUGAUCACGGAUGGAAGACAGGGGCUGCCAGGCCGGAAAGGGGAACCAGGAGCAGCGGGCAGCCCUGGCCCUCCCGGAAGCCCUGGCCCAAGGGGACCAUUUGGUGAUCCAGGUCCUCCUGGUCCACUUGGACCCUCGGGGCCACCAGGACCUCCAGGAGAGUCUGUGAAGGGAGAGAAAGGUGAUCGAGGGGAAAGGGGGCCCCCUGGACUGGUGGACGGGGCAGCACCUCGAGGGGAGCCUGGCCCCCCGGGCCUGCCUGGGGACCCUGGGCCUCGAGGACCUGCUGGGUCCCCUGGCCUCAAAGGAGAGAAGGGGGAUGGAACAGAAGGUUUCCCAGGGCCACCUGGACGCCCUGGGGACCCAGGAGACCGGGGCCCACGGGGACCACCAGGGGAGCAGGGCAGGAAGGGAGACCGUGGGGCACCAGGUGACCUGGGAGAUGCGGGUGAGAAGGGGGACCGUGGUAUGCCAGGCCCUGAGGGAGAGAAGGGUGACAGAGGCUUUCCAGGACCAGAAGGACCUCCUGGCCCCAAGGGUGAUAUGGGAGAUAAAGGUGCCCGCGGUGCCCCUGGUCUGAGCAUCCCAGGACCAGCUGGCCCCAAAGGCGAGCAGGGUGAUCGGGGUAUCGUUGGCCUCACGGGCAGGAGUGGCCCAAAGGGUGACCCAGGGGAGCCAGGAGAGAAGGGCGAGCCGGGCCGAGCAGGCAUCCCAGGACAGACUGGACUGCGUGGCAAGGAGGGGGAGCGUGGAGAGAAGGGUGAUGAAGGCACCCCGGGUGAAGCAGGUCUGCCUGGCAAACCCGGAGACAGGGGCCCACGGGGCCUCCCUGGCUACCGUGGUCCCCCUGGGGAGAAAGGUGACCCCGGGGAGCCAGGUCUCGAAGGCAGGAAUGGGUACCUCUACCCCGUGAGACCCACCAGCCCGGCAGCCCUGGAGCACCAGGGAGCAAGGGUGACCGUGGGGAGCCGGGGCUUCCUGGACCCCCAGGACGAAGUUGAGAUGGGGCUCGGAGGAGCAGGGGAGAAGGGUGAGAAGGGGGACCCUGGGGACCCUGGUGAGGAUGGUGCGAAGGGUGCCCGGGGUGAUGCUGGCUCCCCUGGUGUGCCUGGAGAGAGGGGCGUGGAGGGCCCCCGUGGCCCCCCUGGUGCACGGGGUGACCCUGGUGACCGAGGACUGCCAGGAGAAAAGGGGGACCGUGGCCCCCCAGGGCUGGAUGGCCGCAAUGGGCUGGAAGGCAAACCUGGGCACCCAGGCCCCACUGGGCUGCGGGGGGACCCGGGGAAGCAAGGGGACCCUGGCCGGGAUGGACUGCCUGGGCUGCGUGGGGAGCAAGGACUGCCUGGCCCCAUUGGCCCUGUGGGACCACCUGGCAUCCCGGGCAAACCAGGUGAUGACGGCAAACCCGGCCUCAACGGCAAGAACGGAGAAGAUGGCACACCAGGAGAGGAUGGGAGAAAGGGUGACAAAGGUGACACAGGACCCCCUGGCAGAGAGGGCCACAGCGGUGCCAAGGGCGAGCAGGGGGACAGAGGAGUGCCAGGGCCCCUCGGCCCCCCCGGCCUCCCUGGUGUCCCAGGGCAGGUCGGUCCCCCAGGCCAGGGCUCGCCAGGCCUCCGUGGGGUGCCUGGACCAAAGGGGGACCCAGGGGAGCCUGGACUGCAAGGGGAGCCGGGGCGACCUGGCAACCCUGGAGCACGUGGAGACCCUGGGACUGCAGUGAACAUUGAACGUAGCCUGGAAGCACUUGGCAUCAAGGUCUCAUCCCUGAAGGAGCUCACGGGUGCAUAUGACGGGAGCUCAGACUCCUUUGUGCCACUGUCUGAACGGCUGCGGGGCCAGAAGGGCAGCCGGGGAGAGCCAGGGGAGAGGGGUCCCCCAGGUCGAGAGGGCUCCUUAGGCUUUCCUGGUGAGCGAGGACCCAAAGGUGACAAAGGAGAAGUGGGUGCCCCUGGCCCCCAGGGCCCUAUGGGCCGCGUCGUGGGUGAGCGGGGUCCUGAGGGGCCACCUGGGCAGCCAGGGGAGCCUGGUAAACCCGGCAUCCCUGGCGUGCCAGGCCGUGCUGGGGAGCUUGGGGAGGCUGGCAGGCCUGGUGAUAAGGGUGACCGGGGCGAGAAGGGUGACCGGGGCGAGCAGGGCAGAGAUGGAUUGCCUGGCCCCCCAGGGCCCCCUGGGCCCAAGGCAGACGUGGUGGAGGGCAGCCUGAUGGGCUUCCCAGGCGAGCGUGGCCCUGCCGGACCCAAGGGAGUGAAGGGUGAGCCAGGAGCCGAUGGCGAGAGGGGACCCAAAGGAGAUAAGGGCGAUGGUGGCUCACGGGGAGAGCGAGGGGAGCCUGGUGAGAAGGGCAGGGAUGGUGCCCCCGGCCUCCCGGGUGAGAGAGGGCUGGCUGGCCCCGAGGGAAAGCCGGGCUUGCCAGGCUUCCCCGGCGUGCUGGGACGUCCGGGCAACCAGGGAGACCCAGGACCCCCAGGACCUCCAGGCAGCACUGGCCCACCAGGCACUCAAGGGCCAGCUGGGACCAAGGGUGAGCCAGGGGAGCCUGGCUCUGGCAUCCGGGGUUUGCCUGGUCCCCAGGGUAGCAUGGGGCUGCCUGGCCCCACCGGCCCCCCUGGUCCAGGGCUGCCACUUGAUUUCUACCCAUGCCUCUCCUGCAGGGUCCACCAGGUGUCCCAGGACUGCCAGGACAAGUGGGUAUGCCAGGACCUUCAGGCCCUGCAGGUCCCAAGGGAGAGCCAGGGGAUGUUGGAGCCCCGGGACAGGCCAUUGCUGGCCCUCCCGGUGCCAAAGGGUGAACCGGCACUGCUGAAGGAUCUGCUGCUGGGAGAACCUGGCUCCAAGGGUGACAGAGGCUUACCUGGCCCCAAGGGUGAGAAGGGUGACAUUGGCUUGCCAGGACCGCCAGGACCUCCAGGUUUAGCAGGCAUUGCUGGGACACCAGGACAGCCAGGCCUGAGAGGGGAUAAUGGGCAGCCUGGCCCACCAGGUGCCCCCGGAGAGAGGGGCAUACAAGGGGCCUCUGGCCUGAAGGGUGACAAGGGCGAAGAUGGACGCCCAGGACCAGAAGGCGAUCGAGGGCCAGCUGGCUUGCCUGGGAACCGGGGGGAGCGUGGGGACAAGGGAGAUGUUGGGGCUCCAGGGCCCAAAGGAGACAAGGGUGAUACUGUGGUGGUGGAGGGGCCUGCUGGAGCUCGAGGCAGCAAGGGAGAGCCGGGUGAGCGUGGCCUGAAGGGCAUGGAAGGGGACAAGGGCGACAAGGGGGAGCAAGGCAUGCCUGGAGAGAAGGGGAUGAGGGGCGAGCAAGGUGAGAAGGGCUCCACGGGCUUCCCUGGGGCACGUGGCCCUGGUGGGCAGAAGGGAGAGGUCGGAGUGUCAGGAGAGCCUGGUGAGCCGGGACAGCCUGGCCGCGAUGGCAUCCCUGGAGCCCGGGGAGAGAAAGGGGACAUAGGACCUCUGGGCAUGCGUGGCCCCAAGGGUGACCGGGGCAUGAAAGGAGCCUGUGGCCUCGAUGGGGACAAGGGUGAGAAGGGAGAGCCAGGGAUCCCGGGGCGCUCAGGGCUGCCGGGGAGGAAAGGCGAGCCGGGAGAGCUGGGGCUGUCGGGACCACCAGGCAUCCCUGGGAAGGAGGGGCUCAUGGGGCCCAAGGGUGACCGAGGAUUCGAUGGGCAGCAGGGAGCCAAAGGAGACCAGGGGGAGAAAGGAGACCGGGGUGCCCCAGGAAUUAUAGGUGGCCCUGGUCCUCGGGGCAUUGAUGGUGCUCCUGGUCCCCCUGGACCUCCAGGGAAUGUUGGCCCACGAGGUCCCGAGGGCAUGCAGGGCCAGAAGGGGGAGAGAGGCCCCCCUGGACAGUCAGUGCCAGGGGCCCGUGGUGUGCCUGGCAUUCCUGGUGAGAGAGGAGAGCAGGGCAGUCCUGGCACCCAGGGAUUCCGUGGGGAGAAAGGGGAGCCAGGCAUGAGGGAGGAGGAGAUCCGUGCCUUUGUCAGGCAGGAGAUGAGCCAGCACUGUGCCUGCGGGGGGCACUUCCCACGGCGUCUGGAUUCACGUGAGCACUCAGGAGGCUGGGGGGCUCAGGCCAGAAGCAGCCACCCCUCUACCCAGGGAGGAGGAAGAAUUGUCCGCCAGGAGAGGGAGCAUGGCCAGACAGGGCUCUUCCCCACUGCCAGCACAGUCCCUGUGCUCAAGUUGUCACAUGCUGAGGAAGAGGAAGGGCAGGACAGGCAGAUCCUGCUUGACACCGAUGACCUUGAGUACGACAGUGAGUAUGAGGAGGAGGAGGACUAUGAUGAGGUUCUGGACGUGGAGCACUUGGAGCAUCCUGCAGUGGGUGCCGAGCCCUGCAGCCUGCCGCUGGAGGAGGGGGACUGCCAGCGCUACACGCUGCGGUGGUACUACAACCAAAGAGCCUCCGAGUGCCGGCCCUUCGUCUACAGCGGCUGCCAGGGCAACCCCAACCGCUUCGACAGCAAGGAGGAGUGCGAGCUGCACUGUGGGCAGCGCCCAGGGGCAGGUGGGCAUGGCUGCUGGCACUGGCAGGCCUGGCAGCAUUUCCAGCCAGCGACGCAGGCUUGGCCAGUGCAAAGCCAGGGGGACAACGCCGGUCCUCUGCUCUGA